ACUUUGCUUUGUAUAUGAAGGAAUCUGAUCACAUUUCAAGCAAUCAAGGUUAUGAAGAGGAAGUUGAAUCAUUUAAUACAGAUUACAAUAAAGAAGUAGAACUAUUUGAUUCUGAUUCAGACAUUUAA
Racocetra fulgida is the source of this 128-nucleotide messenger RNA. Lineage: Eukaryota; Fungi; Glomeromycota; Glomeromycetes; Diversisporales; Gigasporaceae. The record is from the annotation of a GenBank genome assembly.